AUGCUCAUUCAUGAGGUUUGUCAUACUGAUGAUACUAGCUGCCACAGGCUGUCCUCCCCCAAUGCUGACUUUGCCUUUGCCCUCUACAAAAGUCUGAAGGCCAACACUGCUGCUGGAAAGAACAUCUUCUACUCACCACUGGGAAUCUCCAGCAUCCUGGCCAUGGUGUCUGCAGGAGCUGGAGGUGAAACCCACAGCCAGCUGUUCUCCACCUUGGGCUACAGCGCCUUCAACCAAACCCAGGUCAAUGAAGCGUACAAACAUCUCUUUGAGGUCCAUGGACACAGUCAGGAGAAUCUACAGCUGGAUGUAGGAAGUGCUGCUGCAGUGCGCUCUGGCUUCAAUCCUCUGGAGACGUUCUUGAAUGAUGUCAAGGAGUUUUACUCUGGUGAGAUCUUCAACGUCAGCCAGGAUCUCUCUGAGGCUGCAGCUGAGAUCAACAGAUUUAUUGCAAAUAAAACCCAGGACAAGAUCAGAGACAUGGUGAAGGACUUGCAUCCCAGAAUGGUCAUGGUGCUGAUCAACUACGUCUACUUUAAAGGUAAUGUGCUGAUUUGAAUUCAGGUCAUCUCACAGGCCAACUAUGGAGCAAGAGAUAAACCAUCAACAUGUAAAACAAACCAAGGGUGUGAAUUGCCAGGGAGGAUGGGGGGGGGGUUCUGAUAUCCCCCCCUUUGAUGAUAAGAUGAUACAUUUUCAUCCUGGGAGGGUAUGUUUCAUCCCUGCCCCUGCUCCAACUGAAUGCCCAUUGCAGCGCAGUGGCAUGUUUAUAAUUUGCAUGUGAAAUUAUACAUAGUAACCAAUCACAGCUCUGCCCGCUUGGUGCAGUCUGCCUCUUGUAAGCACAAUGAGUAGCUGACAGAUAUGUCAAUCAAUCAGCACUUACAACCUCAUCCAUUUUAUUCUCCCGCCUCAACUUUCACGAGCCAAUGACAGCCCAGUUCACUGAUAUAAACUUACUGGUAGUUCAUUUACCCAGUUAGCUCAAACAGCAGCAUGUCCAAACAACCAAAAUUAUCUACAAGCGAGCACAAAAGGACAUUGCUAAAAGAGGAAGGAUUUCUGAAGCAAUGAGAGACAUUCUUCAGAUUUAUAUUUACAGUGAAUGUUAGUGGGAAUCCUGAUGGCUCUAACCCCGCAGCCGCAGGAUCUACCUAGCCAUUGGGCAGGUGCAGCCAUCUCAGCAGUUUAAUGGAACUGAAGAGACUUAACGGACUUCCUACGAACUGUACAGAGGACUACCUGGCUCAGAAAACUGAAAAGAUUCUC
Molecule: messenger RNA, 1269 nt
Organism: Cheilinus undulatus (humphead wrasse)
Lineage: Eukaryota; Metazoa; Chordata; Actinopteri; Labriformes; Labridae
Product: alpha-1-antitrypsin homolog
Exons: 2
Coding region: 1-558 (185 amino acids)
Biological process (GO): negative regulation of endopeptidase activity
Molecular function (GO): serine-type endopeptidase inhibitor activity
Source: RefSeq, a predicted model, not a curated record